AUGACUUCAUUGAAAAUCAAGUAUUUCAUCAAGUGCUUGAUUAGAACCAGUCGAAAUUCCAAAUACGUUCUGCACGUGAGAACAGAUGAAGAGCCAGUAGUGUCAUUAAGAGGAUCGGAAAACAUGUAUUUUGAGUUGAAAAUAACGUCUGAUAAGACAAAGAACGGAAUAAGAAUAUACAAAAAGUGUCAGUAUAAUGAGAAGUUUGAUACAUUCUGGAUUUACUCGGAAGACGUGAUAGAUGAAUGGAUGAAUCUGGUGAAAACUGUGAUUGAGAUUUUUAAGUUUGUAGAGCACAUUGUUAUCUUUUAUAUUGACAAGUUUCCAACAAAAAACAAAUCGAUUGUUGACUUUAUAAAGUCUCUAACUCCAUCGAUUGAAAUUUGCGAGUUUCAUGGAAACACUGAAACGGACGAAGACGUUGAAUACUUUCUGAAUAACCUGAAUGUUACUGAAUUCGUAGGAUUCAAUCUGAAGCUCAGUGAUCGUUUUACGUUUCCACAGGAUAACUUUCUUGAAGGUUUUACCAUUGAUCCAGGAAAUUGGUUAACGUUCGAUAAAAUACUUCGUUUGAAAGGUUCUGAAUUCUACGAUUCUCCAAUAACAAAUCAAGAACUGAACCAGUUUCUAAUCCUCUGGAUGACUUCUCAAUGUCAUCAGAAUCUAGAGUAUCUUUUGAUAAACAUCAAUGAUCCUCAAUCACUCGAUACAAUUUUCGAUUUAGCGUUCGAGAAAAUGAAUCCAAAUGUUGAACGAAUCGGUAGACUUUCCAAUAAUGCAACUGUUUCAUUGAAAGGGGGCAUCGAUAUCAAGAGGAACGACAGGAUGACUGGAACGAUUAAUUUCGACCGGAGACUGGACAAAAUGCUACUGACUAUGGUGGUUUCCCGAAUUGAAUAA
Molecule: messenger RNA, 900 nt
Organism: Caenorhabditis remanei
Lineage: Eukaryota; Metazoa; Nematoda; Chromadorea; Rhabditida; Rhabditidae
Exons: 2
Coding region: 1-900 (299 amino acids)
Source: RefSeq, a predicted model, not a curated record